Orbicella faveolata is the source of this 1689-nucleotide messenger RNA. RefSeq lists its product as uncharacterized. Gene Ontology annotation, biological process: signal transduction. Gene Ontology annotation, molecular function: protein binding. The record is from RefSeq and is a predicted model, not a curated record. NCBI's taxonomy places the organism in Eukaryota, Metazoa, Cnidaria, Anthozoa, Scleractinia, Merulinidae.
AACUUUAAUUUCUUUAUAAUAUGGCAAAUGCAGACUUAAAAGAUGAUGGCACGAACUUACCUCGUGUUCACAACGCCCUCUACUUUCCUGAUUUAACAGUUUUCGGCCCGGAAAUAAGUACUGAGCUGUAUCCAAUGUGUGGAAGCCUUGGAUGGAAAAUUUCAACUCAGGCCGAUGCCGACAGAGUUCCAGUUUUCAACUACUGUAUUGUGGAAGGGAAUCACCAGAAUGGCAAUGUUGUAAAUAUCUUGAAACGUGGUGACUGGAUAACCUUGAUCAAUGGUACAAGCACAACUGACAAAGAUGAAGCCUUUUUUGAAAAGGUGAAAACUGCAUGCUGUGAUCGGGAGGAUGGUCUGAGUCUAGUCAUAAAAACACCAGCAGAACAACAAGAAUUUCACCUUUGGGAUCCAAAGCCAGUGAAAAUUGACAUUAAAACCAGACGCAAGAUUUUGCCUUGUACUCUUGAAAUAUUUUACCCUGACUUAAGUGACACCAGCAAAACAUUUACACUGGUUCACAAGAUUCAACAACAAAAGCUAGACCUGAAGGGUCUUAAACGAGGAGACAAGAUCAUUGCCAUCAAUGACAUUCAACUUCAGAACAAGACGUACAAAGAGCUGGACCAAAUUACUAGCCAGCUUAAGAAACAACAGCAGCUUAAACUAACAGUUGAGCGAAGACAAUGGAGGCAGAAUGGGUAUCUCACCAAAUCUGCAAUAGACAGACCAACACAUUUAAUCUGGAGACCACUUCAAGCUGAGUUGAAGAAAAAAAAGCUGACAAAGAAGCUUGGCUUCAAGAUAGAGAGUGUUGAGAAUCCACUUGAACAGCCCUGCAUAAUUAUCACACAUAUUUCUGCUGGAGAAAAGCCUGCCGCAAUGUCUCCAUAUCUCAACCCUGGAUGCAAGAUAAUAGCAAUUAAUGGACAGGGAUUGAAUGGCCUCUCCUUCGAGAAAGUGAAAGCCAUGCUCCAGAGAGCUCCAGCAUCAGUGAUGUUAACAAUACAAGAGCCCACAUGUUUGCUACAUGAAAAAAGAUUUCUCCCUUCUGGUGGAAGGUACACAUGGCCUGUUGAGGUAGAAAGAGCACCACUUUGCAAGUCCAUAAGUGAAGGACAGUUUCCUCUUGCAAAUGAGCACUACAUUUGCUCAAUGUGUAGUCAUAAAGCAGCAGGCCAGAAUAUCACUGCUGAUGCCCAAUCUACUCCUUUGUCAGUGCUUCCACAAUCAGGAGCAGAGUCUGGCAGCAUCCAAAAUGGUCAAGAGUUAAAAGAUAUUUCACCUGUUGCAACCACACCAGCAUCUUCCCAACCAAGGGGAUCUGAUGAAACAAAAAGUGCUGUAAGGGAUGGUCUCAGCUCAAGCACUAGAUAAGGUGGCACACAGGAAAUGGGAAGCAUCGAACAUGGUCAAGGGUUAAAAGAUUCUACAGCUGUCCAAACCACAUCUCUGUGUGCGUCUCCUGGACCAAACGGUUAUGCUGUUCAACCAACAGGAUACAAUGAAACAAGAAGUGCCUCAUGGAAUGGCCCUAGCUCAAGCACUAGAUAUGGUGGCACACAGGAAAUGGGUAACAUCCAAAAUGGGCAAGAGUUAGAAGAUACUUCAGCUGCCCAAACCAAUUCCCUUUUUACAUCUCCUGAACUAGCAGGAUGCAAUGACCAACCAACAGGAUACAAUGAAACAA